AUGCUCGUUUUCCUAAAAAUCUUGCAUAUUAACUCAUUUUGUCUUUGUUCUUACUUCAAAUGGAGAAAUAUUGGAGAAACUAAAUCAAUUUCUAUAGAAUGGGAAGUAGUUGAAGUAGCUGCUCUACCCAAAGAGGCCAUACCCUUUCAACAAGGCUAUGAUGUUGCUGGUGUGGUAAUUAAAAUUGGCGGCAACGUAAAAGGUCUUAAAGAAGGCUGCUAUUCAGCUCUGGCAAUCGAAACUGCCUAUGAAGGUCUUGAAAGGGCUGGACUUUCUGCCGGAAAAUCCGUACUUGAUUUAAGGAGUGCCGGUGGAAUCGAUGAACCCUUACUUUUGUUUCUUCUUGAAUACUAUAAUUCAGUCCAAUCCACCUUAUCAAACACUAGUUUUGACGUCGUUUAUGAUGCUGUCGGGCAAGGAGACAGGGCAGUGAAAGCAGUGAAGGAAGGUGGCAGUGUAGUAUUUAUAACUGGUGAAGCAGUGCCACCUGGGUUUUUCUUUAGGCUACAUUCGGAUGGAGAAAUACUGAAGAAACUAAAUCCAUUUCUGGAGAGCGGGAAGAUAAAGCCGGUGCUCGACCCAAAGGGGCCAUAUCCUUUCAACAAGGUUAAUGAAGCUUUUGCUUAUCUGGAAACAAACCGAGCCACCGGGAAAGUGGCUAUAUUUCCUAUCAAUCCAUGAUCAGCAACAAAGAAUACUAUGUCUGUUCUGGCUAAAAAUAUAUGAUAGUUUGGUGUUAAGAGUAGAAAUGUAGUUGUGAAUAUUCUGAAUAAAUAUAAAAUGAGUGGAAAAUCUUGUUGUUAAUGUUAAAGUAUGUUGUGACUGGCAUAUGUAUUAGCACAUGUAAAAUAGAGAAUAAUGAAUAUGAGCCAUUCUGCAAUUUUAUUACU
Messenger RNA from Olea europaea var. sylvestris, 890 nucleotides. Its product is annotated as 2-methylene-furan-3-one reductase-like. The transcript is spliced from 5 exons. The record is from RefSeq and is a predicted model, not a curated record. Lineage: Eukaryota; Viridiplantae; Streptophyta; Magnoliopsida; Lamiales; Oleaceae. Bases 1 to 681 code for a protein of 226 amino acids. Gene Ontology annotation, molecular function: oxidoreductase activity, acting on the CH-CH group of donors, NAD or NADP as acceptor.